Penicillium oxalicum is the source of this 1674-nucleotide messenger RNA. RefSeq lists its product as uncharacterized. The record is from RefSeq and is a predicted model, not a curated record. Bases 1 to 1674 code for a protein of 557 amino acids. The transcript is spliced from 4 exons. Lineage: Eukaryota; Fungi; Ascomycota; Eurotiomycetes; Eurotiales; Aspergillaceae.
AUGUUCGCCGCUGCAACUGGGUUUCUCGCUUUUUGGGCAGUGGCAAAUGCAGCUCCGAGUGCUACAAGCGCUCCGACAGCCCAUGUUGCCAAUGGGACGUACGCAGGACUUCACAGCCCAAGUUACAAUCAGGACUUCUUCUUGGGUAUUCCAUAUGCACAGCAGCCAGUUGGAAAUCUCCGGUUCAGAGUUCCACAGUCCCUGAAUGAGACCUGGAAAGGCGCACGAGAUGCCAAAGAGUACUCAGACGCUUGUGUCGGCUAUGGAUCGGACUCGAUAUGGUACCCCAAUUCAGAGGCGUGUCUGACGCUCAACAUUGUUCGUGACUCAUCUGUGAAAGAUGGUUCGAAGCUUCCAGUAGCGGUCUGGAUUCAUGGAGGUGGCUUCUUCAUGGGAUCUGGGCGAGACGAGCGGUACAACAUGUCGACCCUCGUCCAGCGUUCCCACAAAAUAGGAAAACCUUUCAUUGCGGUGACGCUGAAUUAUCGACUUUCUACCUGGGGCUUCAUCAGCUCGAAUGAAGUCUCUGGGACUGGAAACACCAAUCUUGGUCUGCGAGAUCAGCGAUUGGCGCUGCACUGGGUGAAGGAAAAUAUCGCUGCGUUUGGCGGUGACCCGAAGAAAGUCACCAUCUGGGGUGAAUCGGCCGGUGGCAUGUCCGUAGGCUACCAGUUGACCGCAUACGGAGGUCGCGAUGACAAACUCUUCAGAGCUGGCAUCAUGGAGUCGGGUGGCUCGAUCAACCCCAACUUCGCAAACACCCUCAAUUUCACGACCUUUCAAGCUUCAUACGACAAUCUCACUGCCGCUGUGAACUGCUCCGGAGUGCCAGACACGCUCCAAUGCUUGCGAGAAGUUCCCUUUGACACCCUUAAUGCAGCUCUUAACGGAACAGAUGGCAAUCCCGCGUACUCGUUCACACCGGUUGUGGACGGAGACAUUAUGCAAAAGUUUGGUAGUGUGCAGCUCGACAACCAUGAAUUUGUCAAUGUGCCUAUCAUUUCUGGAACGAAUUCGGACGAAGGCACCGGCUUUGGACCGGUGGGAAUCAACACCACGGAGCAAUGGUAUCAGUAUUUGACAGAUGGCUCUAGGGGCCAGCAAAUUCCCCCUCCACUUGCUCAGCGAAUUCUAGAGCUCUAUCCCGACGACCCGUCACAAGGGAUUCCUGCCUUUUUGGGAGACCAGCGUGUACCGUCGAGGGGUUAUGAAUGGCGACGUACUAGUGCCUUUGCUGGUGAUGCGACAAUGCACGCCAACCGGCGGCGCCAAUGCGAGGCAUGGACCGAAGCCUCCACUCCAGCCUACUGCUACCGAUUUGAUGUUAUCCCCGUGGACAGAAAUCCAUCGGGAACCACUCAUUUCAUGGAAGUUGCUUUCGUAUUCAACAAUAUUGCGGGCCGCGGCUACCAGUAUGGCAAGCCGUUUGCCGGGGCACCGCAGUCGUGGAUUGACCUCAGCGACAUGAUGGCGACUAUGUGGAUCUCAUUCAUUCACGACCUAAACCCCAACUCCGAGGCGGUCCAUCCGAACGUGCGUUGGGAGGCGUAUGGGAAAGAUAAGCCCGUUGAUCUGGUAUUCAGCGCCAACGUGACCAGCUACAUGGAAGCGGAUACAUGGCGUAAAGAAGGGAUUGAUUUUAUCAAUUCAAUCGCUAAGGCGCUCUGGCGCUGA